Molecule: messenger RNA, 3944 nt
Organism: Physcomitrium patens
Lineage: Eukaryota; Viridiplantae; Streptophyta; Bryopsida; Funariales; Funariaceae
Source: RefSeq, a predicted model, not a curated record
AGCAGCAGCACGAGGCCGCGUUUGAGCAGCGCUCCGAUCGAAGCCCCGCUCGCUCGCUCGCUCGGCGCCUCAUUCCUCCAACUGCUGCUUAAUUGCUUCUUUACCAGCACCAGCUCUAGCACUGGGCGUGGGUUUCCGUAGGCGCAAUCUGUGUUCACCUGAAUCUCUGAAACCAGAGAUCCCCCCCCCCCGCGCGGGAUGCCCCGUAUUCCUCUACGCGUGCUCUAGAGCUCCCGUGCCGCAGCGUCACACGCCUCGUGUUGGGAGAUCCUGUUGUGCGUUGGUUUGGCUCUUGGGGAAACUCCCUUCCUAAAUUUCGAAAUAAUGUGAUAUGGGUUGGAACUCGGUAACGAUCUCGUGUGACCAUGCUCCUGCUCGGCAUCCCCCGUGGGUCCAGAUUACUUGGAGCCUCUUUAUUUACUUUCUAAAACGGUGUCCAGUUCAGAAUAUCGUGGGACCUCUUUUGGAAUGUUGUGGUUUAUCGACAUUUACUUUCUAAUUAAUAUUUGCUUUCUAAUUAAUAUUUCUUUUAUAGAAAAGCGAGGGAGGAGGGGUGUUGUGGUGUUGUUUUUAGAGGAGCUCUCCGCUUACCGCUAAAGGAUAAGUUUUGUCGUAUUUCAUCUCAGGACACAUCUGGUGAAAUGCGACUCCUACACAUUCAUGACGGGGUUAUUGGUGAGGUGCAGUCUUGGUGGACUCAGGAUGCUGGUCAUAUGAUUGAUUCGCCUGCUUUUGUCGUCGUUUGGGAGUCUUUAAUUUUCCUUGUUGAGUCUUCAAACUUGCUGCAUCUUCUUCCCUUCGCGCGGGACUUUCCUUGACGGGAUUCGGGGUUCGUAGUUGAGGGGGAAGAAAGGGUAUGAAAUACUUCGGAAGUUUAGGCUUAAAUUAUAAUGCUGGAUGUUGCAUUGAAUUUGACCGGUUGUUAGAAGUUUGAUAAGUCUAUGUGAAUUUAGAAGAGGUAUCACUAGUGUCUCACACUUUGUUCAUCGAUCAAGAAGAGGGGUCCUCAAACUGUCUUGCGGUCGAGAGGUUUAUCAGGAAUCCGAUGCGCAGCUUUUGCUCGUACUCUUCAGGCAAUCGGCAGAUGCUGAGAUUUUCCUUAGAGCUUCUUGAUUGUUACACCGCAGGAACAGGCAGGAACAAUUGUGAACGUAAUCUGACAACCAUGCCAACUCCCUCCUCCAUGGGGUGCGAGCUUUCCGAGAAUGUGUAGAGUAUCAUGUUCGUAGUUGAUCGACCAGUAUAGGCUGUAUAGUCGUUGCCAUGGUGUAAUGCUGAAGGAGACUAGAACACAGGGGUGAACAGAAAUUCUAUUUUCUGAUCACACUUUUAGUUUUUUGAGGAUUGGCACCUCAGCAUGGCAUCCCUGGAGAGUUUAAUUCAUUUGCAAAGCUUGGGGCUAAGGGUCAUCGGCGAGCCCACAGCACCGAGGCCCAAUGGGAUUCAGCAGGGAUCUGUCCUUGUCGUCCUGGAUGCAAAUAAGGCCAUAUCUCCUGCUGCUAUUUACUGGGCGCUUGCGAAUGUGGUUCGAAGAGGCGACAGCGUAAAAAUUCUAGGAAUCAUCACUUACGUCGCGAACAACAUGGGGUUCAUGGUUCGCGUUGAUCAAUCGUCUAGAACUGCAUUGAAUGUCAUGGGGCUCCAGUUCGAGAUCGCCACCAAGAAGGAGCUCAUCUGGAGGACCUCGCACAUGAAAGAUUGGUGCCUGAGAUCAGGGGUGAAGUUGGACAUCGAUGUGAAAGUCGGAAACAAUCCUAAAGUGAUUGCUGUCGAUGAGGCCAAGUCUAUAGGCGCCCUCCAUGUCAUACUGGAGAAGCACAUGAAGAAGGACAGGAAAUACUUCAUCGACAACCUGAGCUGUUUCGUCUCCCGGCUUUCUAGCAGCGGAGAGGUAGAAACCAUUCGCUCCUUUGCAACGAGCAACAUGCUUCCACCCAUGGCACCUACUACACCAAAGGAAUCGACACAAGCUGGUCACCAAUCCAAAGCAUCCAUGGGCUCAAAUGUUUCUCACCGUCUCGCGUCGUCCAUGUCAUCCUCAUCGUUCGAACUCGGCGGAGAAUCGAGUGACGGAGAAUUUAGCUUCCACGAAAGUGAUCACCUAUCCUCACUUAGUACUUGUGACUCCAUGGAUCAGCCAAUACAAUUCCCCAUUCGAACGUCUCCGCCGAAGCAAUCCCCGAGCCUAUGCAACCUGCGCGGGCUAGUUCUUGGGUCUGGUGACAUUGGUUACGUUAACAAUCCCUUACGCAAACCAACUGUUCACAAAUGGCUGAACGAAGACAAUCGAAUCAACGUGUCUCAGCUACACCAUCAAGGGUCCCUCACCCCGAGGACUGAGUUUCUUUAUGACCAGCGGCCUCUUACGCCCAGAAUGUUUGCAGGUGGCCAACAAAUGCAUGAUCAUGUGGGAAACCAUGGUUGGAUGUUGAAUGUAGCCCCCGAAUUGAGGCAAAGCAAGAUGGGUAGGCACUCACUAACCACAACGUUGCGAACUCAAGCGUCCUUCAACAAUAGUUGGAAAAACUUCCGACCACACAAAAUGAGCGUGGACCUGCUUUGGCCCCUCAUGCAUUGGGCCGAGAGUCGCGGAUCUGCGGAAUCGCGGCCUCAGCAGUAUUUGAAUACAACUAUUUUGGCCUCAAUAUUGGCCUCAAACAACUCCAAGAACAACUCCCGAACCGCUGUGCGAAGGAGAGUUUCUGUUCAAUCAGGUCUCAACUACAGUGACAUGGUGGAAUCCGAUUAGCUGCUUAACUUCUCCAGUCUUUGUAGGUAAUUGUUUCGAUAAACAAGUUUACAUUCUGACACCGAAUGAAACAUGGUUUUUUCUUGGAAAGAAUUACUAAGAAUGAUUCUGCAUCGGUUAAAGCAAUUCUCGUUCGUUUCGAGGGCCUGCUUAACAUCGCCUUCGGCCAUUUCCAAUGACCCGUGAACUUUUUCACAACAUUUCCAGAAUGUGUGGCCAUCAGACUCCCCGACCACUGGUUGCAGCUACCUCCUUUGAAAGAGGAUCUUCCGUCACAUUCGAAAACCACAAUAUUUCGUGGUCGGACAGAAACGAAUUUCUGUGGCGAGUUGAUGUGUAUGUCGGUUGAGCAAUAUUGUAUGUAAAUUAUGUAACAAGAAGUGAUUGUGGAUACCUUCAACCACAUUCUAUAUCCUGAAAAAUUUCUUCCUAUUGAAGUGGACAGAGUUCAACAACUCAAAACUUUCAAGCUUUUCAGUACCCACAUCAGUGUCAAUUCAUGUUUUAUUGCAGUCUGAAUUUUGGGGGCAGGAGCGGCCCUAUCUGGUGUGAAGCGAGAUGCACAGUUGGGCAAACUUUUGAAAUAAUCAAACGACCAAGCAUGGAUCAGCACAGCAGACAAGAUCGAAGAUGGGUUUCGCAACGCCUUCAUCUGCGGGUUUGAUAUAUGAUGUGCUUAUGGAGACUUGCUAAUUUUCAGUGAUCCAUCCAAUUCAUUGGAGCAAGCCCUCUCUGAGCCUGUCGCUCUGUACAGGACACAAUUGAAAGCAGCUCAAGGUAGUAGAAUGCUCGGAGACUAUGUUGCUGCAGGGGCUCGUAGCAACAACGCAACUUGGUCCCAGCACGAUCGACUCACUGGAAUAAGCUCAAUACACUUCCACAUAUGGAUUGAAGAAUUAUCUUAGAAGAAGUGCCCAAGUUAUUCUGACAACAAGCUGGACUUUUUAAAAUUCAAUUCCCUACGUGUGAGAUUACUAAACAGUUCUCAUGGUCCCGCUGCAUUGUCGUAGAACUUUUGUAGAUAGUUUUGUUCACAAUCAUACUACUGGUUGGGUUUAUUCUAUUCACAGUUUGUGUAAAAUUAUGAAAUGGUGUGUGUCCACCAAGGGGCAUCAUGGGUUCAAUGUGUUAUCUUAUUUUGUAAUUUUACUCUUUCAUUCUCAAAAUAACAACAGUUACGCACACUCUAACAGAA